Molecule: messenger RNA, 2865 nt
Organism: Brassica oleracea var. oleracea
Lineage: Eukaryota; Viridiplantae; Streptophyta; Magnoliopsida; Brassicales; Brassicaceae
Product: growth-regulating factor 8
Exons: 5
Coding region: 1520-2662 (380 amino acids)
Biological process (GO): developmental process; regulation of DNA-templated transcription; DNA-templated transcription
Cellular component (GO): nucleus
Molecular function (GO): ATP binding
Source: RefSeq, a predicted model, not a curated record
AGACGCGUCUUGUGAUUGGUUCCUAACGCAGGAAAGUCUUUUCUUUCCUAUUAUGUUCUUGAGAGAAAAUAAUAGGCUACAAUCAUACAAUAGUUAGUCCACAGCCUGGGGGAUACCAAAAAUUAACGCUAAACCUAAUCUACUUGAUGCCAAGAUCUGCUCCAAAACAGGUAAGACAUCUUCCAAAAUCACUUUAUUUGAUUUAUCCCUUAGGUUGGUUAUAUUCUCAUUCCUAAACUUACUUCCACAUUACUGAAUGAAUCUGUAUAGAAUUUGUAGUCUCGUGGCAAUAUAGUAUGUAACAUGUUGGUGGUCUGUAGACUGUCGCCAAAUCCUAACAUAAACGUUCAUGAGUUAAUAUAAUUGGAGUGAUUCAUAGUUUUCAAACGUAUGGGCAUCAAUUUAGAUUCUUGAAAAAAUAUGAUCCUCUUUUGGUAAGAAAUUAAACAUGAACCACCUAUGGGAUUUCAUUAGUGAGUGGUCCUAUGCGAUUUCAACACCUUGAAUUAGCCUACACGACAAAGAAAAUAACACUAGAAUUAGCCUAUGUACACAAAUAGAUAUAAUCUUUUUAUAUACAUAAUCAGUUUUUUCACACAAUAAUCUAGCUAAAUCAGAAAGGAUUAGUGGAGGACUAAUCCGGAUAAGAAUGUAGUGGGGUCGAAAAGAUAAAAAAGGAAAGAAAAAGGGGUGGAAAAUAUAGUAAAAUCUAAAAAAGUGACCGAAGAAGGAAAGCUAAAUUAGUUAGAGCAUCACAUCCCCUCCGACUCUGGUCCCCAAUGAGAAGAAGCUCUCACGGAAACGAGAGAUGUGGUGGUGGGGUCCAAUGGCAAAAAUAACACACACAUCUCAUAACACCGUUACUUAACGGAACGCAAAUGGUAUUGAGGUUGAAGUUCGAGAAGAAGACAAAAAAGAAAAGACGUUACCUAAGGUCGAAGUAAAAGAUAGAGAGUUAAUGGGGGUUAGUGAAAGGAAACGACAACGUGGGAUACUAACGUCUGUGUCAGGGUGAAGAGAGAGAGAGAGAGGAGAGUUAAUGAAGAGUUUUGUCUGUAUUCUGAAACAAGUUCGAAUGUUAGAGACAAAGGAAACAAAAUAAGAAAAAGAAAAUGCUUUAUGGCUCAUAAGGCUCGCAAAUAGCCGCACCGCUCCUCACAUGUUGUUAAUAACAUAAGUCUCCAAUUUAUUUUCUUCCCCAUCCUCUCAUCUUAUAAGUGUGAGGGAGAGAGAGAGAGAGAGAGAGAGAGAGAGCCUUUUGUGUUCUUGUUUAGGUUUUCAUUUUUAUGUUGUGGACUUUAGGCUAAGACUCUGCUUUUUUUUUUACCAUCUUGGAAUUUUUGGGUGUUGUUGCUGUCUUAAAGAUAAAGCUAUUGAGGUCCCAUUAGAGAGGCAAGAGUGGGAAUAGGAGUUUCUGUUUCUGUUUUAUGUGUGUUUAAGGUUUAUAGAGUUGAGAGUUUUGAGUGGAUAUAACAGAGAGAGAGAGAGAGAGAGAGAGAGAGAGAGAGAGAGAUUUUGUAUGAUGGGGACAAGAGCAGAACAUAAUAAGGAAGAUUUUGUUGGUUGUGGGUUUGGAUUUGGAGUUGUAGAACCUUCCCACAGAGAAGUUAUGAUAACAUCCCAUCAUCAUCAUUAUCCAUCAUAUAUAUCGCCUUCCUCUUACUCUGGUUCCGCUGGUGUUACCGACCCUGUCUUCUCUGCUUCCCUCGCAGCUGCAGACCCUUUUUACACCUUGAGCUCCUCAGGGGAGAUGGGAAGAAGUAUGAGUGAGAAGGAAGGUGCAGCAGCUUUCAGUGAAUCUCAAUGGCAGGAGCUUGAGAGGCAGAGGAAUAUAUAUGAGUACAUUAUGGCUUCUCUUCCUGUUCCUCCUGAGCUUCUCACUCCCUUUCCCAAGCACCCUUCCCACACUUACCAUCAAGAUGUGGCAAUGGCCAAAGGAGGUUCUUUGAAGCUGGGGAUUACUUCAAAUGCAAGCAACAACGCGGCUGAUAUGGAGCCGUGGAGGUGCAAGAGAACAGAUGGGAAGAAAUGGAGAUGCUCUAGAAGCGCGGUCCCUGAUCAGAAAUACUGUGAGAGACACACGCACAAGAGCCGUCCUCGUUCAAGAAAGCAUGUGGAAUCAUCUCAACACCAUGACACUCGCACCACUAAGAACGCUAGUAGCCACUAUGCUGGGACUUAUCCUCAGCUUUACGGACAACCCGUUAAUCCAUUUUCAAAUGAUCAUAGAGAGUUCAGGUGGUUUACGAAAGAAGACGAUGCCUAUGCAAAUUUAAAUCCAGAGGUUGGACCAAGCAGAGAGCUUAAACGUGGAUUUGAUUAUGAUCUAAACUUCAGGCAGAAUGAGCCAUUAGUAGACCAGAGCUUUGGAGCGUUGGAGGGUCUGUUGAGUCCAAACCGCCAAGAGACGAGGCGGUUUUUCGUAGAAGGGGAUCAAGAUGAAGCAAUGGGAAGCUCUCUGACACUAUCAAUGGCAGGUGGAGGCAUGGAGGAAGCGGAGAGGAGAAGAAACCAGCAGCACCAGUGGGUUAGUCAUGAAGGACCAUCAUGGCUUUGUUACACAGCACCAGGUGGACCAUUGGCUGAAGCACUGUUUCUUGGUGCCUCCAACGACCCAAGUGCUAGCACUACUACUAGUAGCUGCAGCAGAAGCUCAGGCUAAAUAAAAAUGACUUGAGUUGUGUGAUUUUACAAGUCAAAAACCGGUUUAGUAAUUAGAAAUCAAAACUAUCUUUUAGAUUGUGAACCGUUCUCAGUGAUUUGUCUGAAAAGACUGUGCAGACCUUUGUGCUUUUGUUUGUUUUGCUUUUGUGGUUGGAUUUUGCAGAAGCUUAAACCGCUACUCUAUGAUGGAAAAGUGUUUGA